Molecule: messenger RNA, 3713 nt
Organism: Paramuricea clavata
Lineage: Eukaryota; Metazoa; Cnidaria; Anthozoa; Malacalcyonacea; Plexauridae
Source: the annotation of a GenBank genome assembly
GAUGUUGUUUUAACACCUGACAAGGUGGCAAAUGUACUAAGAACUCUUGAUAACGACAAAGCUCAUGGCCCAGAUGGGAUUCCUGCUCGUUUACUAACAGAAACUGCAUCUCAAAUAGCUCCAUCUCUAUAUCAAUUGUUUAACAAAUCGUUGCGUAUCGGCGUGGUACCAUUUGAUUGGAAACUCGCUAAUGUUGUUCCUGCUCAUAAAAAAGGAGACCAGGAAUUUGUGGAAAAUUAUAGACCUAUAUCUCUGCACUCUCUGGUUUCGAAAGUUUUGGAACGCUGUGUCUUCAAUACCAUUAAAGAUCAUAUUUUCUGUCGAAUAAAUCCUUGUCAACAUGGUUUCCUUCCCGGAAAAAACUGUGUGACCCAACUUAUCGAAGUUUUUUGACAACAUAGGAAAACAACUAGAUCGUGGCAAACAGGUCGAUGUAAUUUAUUUAGAUAUGUCAAAGGCUUUUGACAAAGUUAGCCAUAAACGUCUUCUUCUUCGUCUCCGUGAAUUUGGUUUUGGAGGCAACACUCUCAACUGGUUCCGUUCCUACCUACAAGAUCGUCGUCAAUAAACAACCAUCCUCGGUGCAACAUCUUUACCUAGUAAAGUAACAUCAGGGGUACCUCAGGGCUCCAUUCUCGGACCGGUGUUAUUUUUGUUAUACGAAAAUGAUCUCCCUUCUUCUGUGAAGAAUUCAUCGAUUGCAACAUACGCUGAUGACACCAAAAUCUUCAAAGAAAUCCAUAAUAUUGGUGAUGCUGCAUCGUUACAAGAGGUCCUGAGUAAUUUUGAAUCAUGUUCUUCAGAUAUGGGUCUUCACUUAAACACUUCCAAAUGUAAAGCUCUGCGGGUCACCAGAAAACAUCGCCAGAUCAAGUAUCCAUACACCUUACAAGAUAGCAUGUUAGAAAACGUUGAAAGUGAGCGUGAUCUCGGCGUAUGGAUAUCAAACAAUUUGACCUGGCGCAAACAGGUAUUGGAACAAUGCUCAAAAGCAAAUAAAAUGUUGGGUUUCAUCAAAAGAUCAACAAGAACAAUCAAAAACUGUAAAGCCCGUCGGACGCUAUAUAUAACACUUGUUCGAUCGCAAAUGGGAUAUGCUACACACGUUUGGUCUCCGCAAACCAUCGACCUCAUCGCUCGCUUAGAACUCGUACAAAGACGUGCUUCUAAAUACAUUUUAGAUCUACCUUUCCUUUGUGAAAGCAGCUACACCCAAAGGCUUAUUGACUUGGUCUUUCUACCUCUAAGUUAUUGGCAUGAAUAUCUAGACAUGUUAUUUUUCUACAAGACAAAUUGCGGUAUCAUUUGCCUCUCGGAUGCAGUUGUUCCCAAACAUAAUGAAAACUCACGAAUUACAAGAUCAGUGGAUCCGAACACCAUAAACUUCCAAGUUAUGAAAUGUAAAACCUCCACCUACCAACAGACUUAUACGAUAAGAACAACAAGAAUAUGGAACAUAUUAACAGGAUCAAUAACCGAUAAAUCUAACUCUCUAAUAACCUUUAAAAAUCUCUUAAUUAAAUAUUACUAUACCGCAUUAGAUAGGAAUUAUGAUGUGGAUGAUCCUCGGUCGUGGAAAACAAUUUGCCUGAAAUGUAACCAGGCCCGGGACCUAACCAAACCUAUUGCAUGUUGUUUUUAAAUGAGAUAUGUAUCUAUAUAUACAUAUAUGUGUGUCUAUGUGUGUGUGUAUGUUUGUGUAACACUGUACUUGUACGUUUACGUUUUGGGAUCACAGUAAUUGGCCUGAAGCUGUUGUGAUUUCCUGUCACAUUUGUAAUGUUAUAUAUGUAAUUAUUGUUAUUUGUCAUGAUGUAUUCUUGUUGUGACAAAGCUUGUAAAAUUAAAAUAUACUUGCAUAAUGAGCAGGGACACAGUGGAAUCUCCGGAACAUUUGGGAUAAAUUUUGUCACCAAACCAUAUGUCGUCAGUUCUGGAAAAUGGCGGGGAAUACUGAAUACGAUAUAAACUGUUCAUUUUUCUCAUUUUAAUAUUCAUGAAUGACUUUUUAAUAUUCACAGGAUGUUAGCCAGAAGUAAAAAAAAUCUGCGUCUACCUGAAAUUGGGAAAUUUAUUUUAGCCUGAAGCCGGGCAUUUCUUUGUGGGUCUGGGAGCAUGCGGUUGCCCCCUCCCGACAGGGUUUAAAAAAUAACCCAAAAACCAAUACACAGAUUAUCAAACUGAAAUUUUAGAUAUCUUUGAAAUUAAUAAAAUAGUUCAUUUAUUACGGUAUAAUUCCAGGUCCAGUGUUGACAUGUAUUAGCUGCCAUUGUGCGUCAUCGUCAUUAAAAUAUUGAUAUUAUUCCUUGUUGUACCUCAAGGAUAAGGGGGGGGGGGGAAGGGUCGUUUGCCUGCUCUGGUGCUGAGUUUUGUUGUCAUGUGUACAGCCCGCAUCAAUCCAUCCCUGUUCUAGCUUGUACACUUUGUCAUGUCAUUUGUAGUAUAGUGCAUCAGGGGGGAGGAUAUAGUUGCUAUAUGGGAGAAUCCCCUAAUAUCUGCUUCCCUUUUAUAAGCCCCUUCACUAUGAAACCCAAGCAUCUUUCACCUCUGAGAUUGUGGGUUCGAUCCUCACAUUGGAUUUAUGACGCUCUUGUGAAAAGUUUUAGUCAACACUCUACCAAAUUCUGGUUUCCUCCCACAGGGUGGGUUGAGAUUAGCCCCCUCACUGACCUUUCCACCAUAGCUGUGCGCCAGAACGUCCUUCACAAUUCAGCUUAGCUCUCAGCUACAAGUAAGGAUAAUUUGUACAUCCCCAAUUACUCACUUACUUACUUAACAGGGGGUGCUCAAAUUCUAGUGCUGAGUGAGUAGGAGCUCUAGGUUCCACACAACCAUCGACAAACAGUAUUCAGUAUUCUGUUUUUUUAUUCACUUAUCAUCCUGUUGUUACUCAAAUUCCUGUAUCUCAUUUUCUCUCUAAUAAUUUUUGUUUGAUCGAUGACAAUUGCCUUAUAUUUGACAGAGUAAUUAGCACCCCAUUGGAAUCCAUCCCCGAGUAUGAAUAGGGUUCAUAGCUUGUGUAAGUGUUACUGUAAAGUGCAUCUAUAUGGAUAAAUAUUAAAUCAGAUUAAUUUUAUUUGAUUAGGUUCAUGACAAUUGACAAGAUCAUGUCCUAAGUAUUUGAUGUGAUUGGCCAGCGGACUAUUCUAAUUUUUCUCUCAUGGCGGCGAUAAACACCUUUUUCUGACACGUUCACACCAUGCAGUAAAUAAAACUUGUCAUAUGAAAACUUGUCAUAUAAAAUGUGUUGCAUAAUACACACGUGCACUUGGCAAAUAAAACUUGUCACAUAAAUACUUGUCAUAGAAAACUUGCUCGUCUGUAACCUGCUUUAUAUUUAAGUGACUGUGUAAUUUAUCAUGUCUCAUGCAUACAUCCAUGUAAUUCUCUGUUAGGAUCACGAAGACGCUGAAGUUUGGUGCUCCAAACGUUCUGGUAAUGCGCCUGUCCUCUUGAUGGAAAAGGCGAAAUGUUACCUAAUCGUUGGAACGAUAAUUCUGGCGAAAAUGAAGGCAACAAACCUGAAUGAAGGAGUGUUUGCACUACUGGCAAGUUUUUAUCUUUUAGAUUUUGAUUACCCACGAUUUCUGGAGAUUGGAUUGUUCUCCAUGCAUAAUUAUGUAUUUAAAGACAUUAAUGUGCCUCAAGAUGUUGCUGGUUCAUUUCAGUCAGCACUAACAAGUUUCAGAACAUUCAAGGCUGAUUUAGAGUAG